AAUCGACGUAAACACAGCACGGCGGCUAGGUUAGAAGGUCACGAGAAGCGAGAGAGCGAUGUCUUCCUUAACCAGCGACCACUACGAGAGGCUCAUGGAGUACUACAAUGCUCUGAAGCAGUUUCUCUCGAUGUCUGUGGCUCCUCAGAAGUCGAACCCCAACAGGGCGGCUAAGGCUAGGGGAAAGCUCCUGAAGCUAUCGAUGACACAGUUCUAUGAGUUGAGUACAGACGUGUACGACGAGUUGCAGAGAAGAAUCAGCGAGUCGCAGGAGGAGCCGGACUUUCUACUUCCCAUGGCGAAGUUUCACCCGAAAAGAAACGAAGCCAGAGAGAAGUUGGGUUCUUUGCAGCCGGGGAGGUUUAGAGACUUGGUCAGCGAUAUCUUUUAUGAGAUUGAGCGAAGAGGCUUACACCUGCCUAGGGAGGAUGAGCCAGUGAAGAACGUGGAGCCUGUGAGUAAAGCUCGAUCUCCUGUGGUACCGCCAACAACUUUGCCAACUGCUACGCAGACUGGUGUGCCAAAUGGAGUUCAGACUGGUGUGCCAGAAACUACUGACAGAUCAGUAUCAGAAAUACAAGCACACGAUUUGGACAACACUUCAACCCCACCGAAGAACAACACGAACAACUUGACAGUUGACGACUCUGCAAUGGAGGAGGUAAAACAACCACAGAAUACACUGAAGACGUUGCAACCUUCAUCUGUGAUUCCAACCAAAGCCGAAAUGACAUGGACAUCUGAUGAGGAAGAGGAGGAUCCAGAUGACUCUUUGAAGAUUCUCAACACUAGUCAUACGAAAACAAAAUCAUUAGAGAUAUCCAAGGGUGAUAUUCCAGCCCUGGUACCUGCGAAUGAGAAGAAGCUGCGUUCCUCUCCUACUUUACCUCUGAAAGAGGCCGAUUCUACAAAUAUUCCGGUCACAGAAACGUCUCGUGGACUGCAACAUGGGUUAUCAUUUUCCAAAAGUAGAAACAAAGAUAGAGAGAUUGAGUUACUCCUUUCAGAAGGAACAAAAAUGGACGAGAAGAUCACAGAUCUUGAACAGAAAAAUGCAUUGUUACAGUCCAAAUUAGAAAAGCUCGAAACUGAAAAUGAAAAUCUUAAAGAGGUUAAAGGCAACUUGAUGGAUAAGAUUGCCAAGUUGGAAUCCGAGAUAUCUUCUAAAGGUGAUCAGGAAGCCCAAGAAGUCCAAGGGAAAUCCCGUUCUACACAGUUGUAUGACCUUACUAACGAUGAUGAUUGGAAAGCAAAGUACGAUCAGUUGAAAGUGCAAAAAGUGGAAGAGUAUCUGGCUCUCGAUACCAUUUCAGAUGAAGCUAUGGAAAAAUUUGUUUCUAGAGAUGGAUUGAUUCCAUCAAACUUGUUAACUCAGUUACAGGAAUCUGUCAGAUCAUUUCUGAUAAAACUGAAUGACUCAUCGUUGGUACAGAGUCCUGAUGUGUUUUUCGACUGUAUAUCCUAUAUCUCGGAUUAUGCAUCGAAAAUUGCAAAAUAUGCUGCAAACUCUGACAAGUCAGAGCUGAUCCGUGCAUCGGUAUCACACGCAAUCACAUCAACAAGAUAUUUCACAUUGUACUCGGAGAUUAUGCCAAAACUGAUCAUUCAACGAGCAGUAUCUGAAGUGGUAUUCAGUGUCUGUGAUCUUGUUGCAGAUGUUAAACUUAAUAACGACUUGGACUCUGCUGUGGCUUCUGCUAUGGCCUCUACAUCUCAAAUCAAUGCAAAGAGAUUUUCUGGUGAGUCCACCUUGGACAGUAAUACUGAGGUCUCACCGGUCAGACCUUUAAGAAUGGCCAAGUCUUCUUCAAGAUCAGUUAGCAGCUCCAACCAAGCAACAACAGGAGUUCCACCAUCUUUGAAUACAGACAUGGAUAACAAUAUUGGUACUAAGCCAUUCCGUUUGACAAAGGAUUCGCCAUCAAUUUCUAGAAGUUUCGAUCGUUUCCAAGGUGGUCAACCUUCCGAUAUCAAGCCUUCCUUGAAUAUUAGUCCAGUAAUGGCACGCUUUACACCAGAAAUCGUGAAAUCACCGAAUUCGACAACAAAGGCAACUGGUCUAGGACUGAGGAAAUCAUCUUCUCAGGCGAUUCUCUCAAAGGUGAAACAGUUUGAAGAACAAGAUCAAAGUGCAAAGACAAGCCCACAGUUCACUCCAAAGGUUAGUCCAAAGGCUAGUCCAAAGGCUAGUCCAAAGGCUAGUCCAAAGGCUAGUCCAAAGGUUAACCCAAAGGCCAGUCCAAAAGCUAGUCCAAAAGCCCAUGUUGUUAAUUCUUCAUCUAAUAAAGUCAACAACGUGAUUGAACAGAAAGAUUCAUCAGCUGAAUCUCCAGAACACUUGUUCAUUGGAUUUUCUGAAACGGAAAAAAAGGUAACUACCGCGUUGGAAAAUCCUAAGAGCUCUGGCUCUGUCAAGACUGAAGAACCUACUAUCAAAAAUGGGCCAAUUUUGAGUGGUGUUUCGAUUGAGAAACAAGCUAGUAUACCUCCACAAGAUGAAGAGAAAAUAGAAGAUGAGAGAUCUCUACUUUCUAAAAAUGUCAAUGGAUUGAAGAAGUCUGUGGACAAUUCACUGAGAAAUGAUGCUGCAGGUCAAACCGUUGAAGAAGUCUCUUCUUUGAAAGAUACAAUUCCUCAGAUCAAGUCUACUAAUGCGAGAGGUAACAUACUAACAAAUGAUGACUCCACUGCCGCCGCUUCUCCUGAACCAAGCAUUUUGAAUAACAAAACUGCCGUUGGAGCUGUGAUUGGUAGUGCUGCGGGGGUAAUUGCAAGUUCAUGGUCCAAAACCUCCAAGAAGAAAGAGCAGAACCAAACUACGGAGGAGGAAGAAGAGGUUGAUAUUGAAGAUUUCAAAAGUUCUCUUAUUGCGAACAAUAAUAUUAAAAAACUGCAACAUCAAAACCAAGAUGAUAGUGAUGGGGCUGACUUCAGCGAAGAUGAUACAGUGAUUGAAAAAGUUGAACCUUUGAAGACACCACGUUCUGAUAUCUCUACAAGAUCGGUGGGAAAAUCUGAAAGUGAAGCACCAGUGAUUAGACAUGUCAAGGUUACGAAGAAAGAUUUGGGUGAUGCAAGUCCAAUAAUGAGUCCAGGUGCAUUUCCGAAAACAAAGACUUCCUCGGAGUCCUCUCCAAAAUUACCAACACACUCUGAGCCAACACACUCUCAGCCAACACACUCUAAGCCAGCGCACUCGUCAUUUUCGAAUUCUAAGCGGGAGCUAGACCAGACUGCAGUAUCGUCUCCAAGCUUAUCAGAAUAUCCUACAACACCGUUACCAGGGACACUGUCUAGUUUCCCAUCAAGACACGAUGAUGAUGGUGAUGAUGUUGUUAUUGAAGCGAAGAACUCAACACCAGUGACAUCCUCAACUCCUCUGGUACCAAAGCACAGACCAUCACCAUCCUCAGUACCGACAUCAAUGUCAUCACCGGCACCGGUGUCAACAUCAGCGUCAACGCCAGCACCAGCAGUAGCACAAGUGCCAAAGUCACUGUCAACUUCAUCUGCGUCUGCGACACAUCAUGAGAACCAGCAUCAAUUCGACGAGGACAACUUUGACGUUGAUGAGUUUGACAUUGAUAAUCCGGAUAACACACUUUCUGAGUUGUUGCUAUAUCUGGAGCAUCAAACCGUAAAGGUUAUAUCAACAAUCCAAGCGUUAUUGAGUGCUAUAAAGCUUGCUGAUUCCACAAAGGGUGAAUUGAGAAACGAUUCCAAGGCCAUCAACGACGUCAUUUCACAAAUGGUCCAAGCGUCUAGCACGGCGAUGAAUCAGAGUCGUAAUGCACAGUUGAAAGAGCAUGGUGGAUGGGUUGUUGACAGUUUAAGCGACUGCGGCCGUCGUAUGAAUCUGAUGUGUACAUCAACUGGGGAGGGAGAUGAAGAUGACGACUAUGCCGAUAAGAGUUUCAAGCAGAGAUUGGCGGGCAUUGCAUUCGACGUUGCCAAAUGUACAAAAGAGUUGGUGAAGAGUGUCGAGGAGGCCAAUCUGAAGGAGGAAAUCGAACAUUUGAAUGCAAGACUUGGAUGA
Molecule: messenger RNA, 4036 nt
Organism: Williopsis jadinii
Lineage: Eukaryota; Fungi; Ascomycota; Saccharomycetes; Phaffomycetales; Wickerhamomycetaceae
Gene: SPA2
Product: Spa2p
Exons: 2
Coding region: 59-4036 (1325 amino acids)
Biological process (GO): mating projection formation; invasive filamentous growth; pseudohyphal growth
Cellular component (GO): mating projection tip; incipient cellular bud site; cellular bud tip
Molecular function (GO): MAP kinase scaffold activity
Source: RefSeq, a predicted model, not a curated record